GGAGAGGAGGGGGCCGCCCAGUCUGCUCUGGGCCCUCCUUGCUGGAUCUACUCUGACACGGUGUUCUUCUGCCUGGGAGAGGGGACGCAGAUUUGAGGACAUCUCUGCGACCAGACCAGAAACCUCCCAUCCCCAGAUCCUUCCCCAGGAUGGACAGGGGAUCCAGCUCCUGGCCCCUCCUUGGACUAAACCUGCUGCUGCUUCUGCUGAUACUGCCAUUUGGGGGCCAGGCCAACGCAGAAUGUUACGGGAUCCCCGGAAUGCCAGGCCUGCCUGGGGCCCCAGGGAAGGAUGGGCACGACGGACUGCAAGGGCCCAAGGGUGAACCAGGAAUCCCAGCUAUCCCUGGGACACGAGGACCCAAAGGUCAGAAGGGAGAAGCCGGCACACCUGGGUCUCCUGGGAAAAAUGGCCCCACAGGAGCUUCUGGGAUUCCAGGGAUUCCCGGACCCACGGGACCCCCUGGGGAGCCAGGCGAGGAGGGCAGAUACAAGCAGAAGCACCAGUCAGUGUUCACAGUCACACGGCAGACAGUCCAGUACCCAGAGCCUGGCAACCUGGUCAAGUUCAACACGGUCAUCACCAACCCACAGGGGGAUUACAACAUGAGCACAGGCAAGUUCACCUGCAAAGUUCCCGGCCUCUACUACUUUGUCCACCACACGUCGCAGACGGCCAACCUGUGCGUGCUGCUGUACCGCAGCGGGGUCAAGGUGACCACCUUCUGUGACCACAUGUCCAGCAGCAAGCAGGUCAGCUCAGGCGGUGUGCUACUGCGGCUUCGGGAGAGCGAGCAGGUGUGGCUGGCGGUCAACGACUACAACGGCAUGGUGGGUACUGAGGGCUCUGACAGCGUCUUCUCCGGCUUCCUGCUCUUCCCUGACUAGGGGCGCAGGCCAGCGCCAGCCCCAGACCGCCCGACCUCCCUCAGCUUCCCUGCACAAACUUGCUGUGCCGAAUCCUCGCUCAGACGAUUUUCCCCACCUGAUGGACUCCUUCUCCAGAAAGCCCACCCUGAUACCCCGUGCCUCAUGAGUUCUCUCCUUUCUCUGAGCUCCUGCAGGAGUCGCUGCUUUGACUUCUAACCAACACCUCUCGUAUUGUCAUUUGUUUUUUAUAAGUUUUGGAAGAGGCAGGGAGAUAUAUAAAUAAAUGAUGAAAUCAAUAGA
Rhinolophus ferrumequinum (greater horseshoe bat) is the source of this 1169-nucleotide messenger RNA. RefSeq names its product complement C1q C chain (gene C1QC). Gene Ontology annotation, molecular function: protein binding. The record is from RefSeq and is a predicted model, not a curated record. The coding region runs from base 150 to 887 and encodes 245 amino acids. The transcript has 3 exons. Lineage: Eukaryota; Metazoa; Chordata; Mammalia; Chiroptera; Rhinolophidae.